Molecule: messenger RNA, 10733 nt
Organism: Neofelis nebulosa (Clouded leopard)
Lineage: Eukaryota; Metazoa; Chordata; Mammalia; Carnivora; Felidae
Gene: RASSF2
Product: Ras association domain family member 2
Exons: 11
Coding region: 5894-6874 (326 amino acids)
Biological process (GO): positive regulation of JNK cascade; regulation of non-canonical NF-kappaB signal transduction; signal transduction
Cellular component (GO): cytoplasm; nucleus
Source: RefSeq, a predicted model, not a curated record
GAGAGGGAGGGGAGGGGCAGAGAGAGAGGGAGACACAGAAUCCGAAGCAGGCUCCAGGCUCUGAGCUGUCAGCACAGAGCCAGACGUGGGGCUCAAUCUCAGGAACCAUGAGAUCACGGCCUGAGCCGAAGUCAGAUGCUUAACCGACUGAGCCACCCAGGCACCCCUAACUGCUCAUUUCUAAAAGAGUAAUGCAGAAUAUUGGAUUUGGAGUUUGAAUGUGGUUUUAACAUUUUCGGCUGCAUGAUACCGGGCAAUGUAAUAGAUGCUGUCAGCAUCCUUCCCAUGUUCCGUUGGCCUCAACUAGUGACUGACGAGAGAAGGUGAUAAAUACCCCAGUUCCCUCACAUCUCUGCUGGGGUGACUUAGGGGCACGUGCUGUGCCGUCAGAGUUGCCUAGUAACUGGCUCCCUUCACCGGCUUCUGUCCCUUCCCUGUCUCACUUUCCCAGCCCUCUUCCACUUGCACUCAGAUUCUUAUUUGAGGGUCAACUUCCAGGGGAAACCAACCCAGGAUAGGAUUUAGUUCGCAGUCAUUUACCGGUAAAUGUAAACAGUAAUUUAAAGUCUCUGAGCCUCAGUUUCCCUAACUGUAAGAUGGAAACUGUAACUGUCUCACAGUGAUAUUGUGAUGUGCAUUCAGACAGGAGCCUGGCACAGAGCAGGCAUUCAGGCAGACAUUUGCUGCUCAUUGAUUAAUAUAGAAGGGGCUGUGGUGGAUUUGGGAGCGGGUAUUAUGAUGGCCCAUGAAUGGCCAAUGCUUUGGAAAUAAGCUAUCCUUAGGCGAGGAGAGGAAACUGAGCUCAUCUGCUCAUGGCUUUCACACCUAAGCUGUGACCAGUGAUACAUUUUGAACAACUGACUCUCUAGAGGUUGGGGGGAAGCCCUGCUUUGUAGUAUUUGUUGAUUUCUAUAGUGUGAGUAUUCCCACUGCGGCUGAUUUCAAGUUACCAACAUGGCGCCGUGAACACUAAGUCGGGAAGAGAUGUACAUAGUCAGCCCUUGAGAGCCAGUAGGAGCAGCUCCAGUUCGUAGCUGACCAUGACCGAGCUGGGAUGUGGCCUCAGUGAUUUUAAUUUUCAAUUUUGUAUACCAAGUAAGGAGAGUAAGAAUUGUAUGAGGCGUCCACAAUUCGGGGUAUGUUCAAGCUCUGCCCUUGAACAGCCGGCUGAAUCACUCUGUGUGAGAUGCUUCUGGGGUUUACUCAAAGACUAUUGAAAUGUUUAUGCUAUUGUCUUUUGGGGCCUCAGUUUCCCCAUCUCCGGGGUAAAGAAUUAGAUGCUUCCACUAGAUCCUUCUGCCCCUGGGUCUCUUUAGGAAGAGUCCACUGCAUUCUUCUUGCGUCCACUCAAAAACAAAACCUUUCACAAAGGAGAAUCUUUCAUGUGUCCAUACUUCUACUGCGCACCACAGGGCACUCAGCACUGGGCCCCAUUAGAGCCUUUUGCUGUGGUCUUCCCUGCUGGCAAAAGGGAAUUCAGUAGAGAUUAGCCCAGCCACGUUCCGCCUUCCUUGUGUACCGGUUUCUCUUCAUGACACAGGCAUGGCGUGUCCCCUGAGGAGGCCUGGGUGGUGGGGAGAGAGGAGCUGGUGUCUUUUGGAAGACUGUCCCCGCUUUCCUGAACCACAGUGCAAUGUCACAGACCUCUAAGUGAAAGCCAAGAGAAGUCCACAUGGAGAAGGAGACUUUCGUAUGACAGAAUCCAGCAUCCCUGGUGUGGUUUUACUCCUAAGUCUCGGUUGACAGUCCUCUUGAGGGAGUCCCUGACUCAGCAAUGCCACUGGUAGGAAGUCUUAUCCUAAGGGUAUAAUUGGACAGGUGCAGGAAAAUAUGUGCACAGGGAUGUCCCUUGCACCAUUAUUUGUAAUAAUAACAACCACCAAAAUGGAGACUAAAUCCCAACAAAAGGAAGCUUGUUCUUAUGGUACAGGUAUCCCUCGCUUUUUGAAAGUUCUUUGCCUUUAUGCUGCUUGGCUUUUAUGAAAGAUCUACCUUUGUACCUGUUUUUUUCUAACAGAAAGAAAUCUGAAGGGGAUUUUCACUUUUAUGAAAAUAGGCGAAAAACAAAAAUAGCGUUCAGUGUUUGUUUUGCAGCAAACUAAUGUAGAGGCUACGUACAACCUGAGCCCUGAGAGUGGUCCCGCCAGGCUCCUUCCCUGGGCCCAACACUUAGCAUGUCGGCAUCGAGCCUCAGAGCUUUGAACUGGGUUUGUGAGCACCUGUGCUUGUUUCAAUUUAUUUUGCGUAUCCGUUAGCAAGAUGUGGCCUGAGGUGUCGGAAAAGCCUAAGAGAGGUUCUUUUUGGGGUCUAGGAGUGUUAAAAAUUUUUUCCAUACAAAUUCAUGGGAAUUGUUUCUUUGCUUUAUAUGACUUCGGCUCACAAAAGUUUCACAGGAACGCUCGACUUCUGGAUGGAAGGGAAGACCCGCAUAUCUAUACGCUGGAAUACUGUGUGGCCACAGAAAAUACAGGGUACAGAUGUGCAUCUAUUCCUGUGGAAAAAUAUAUUUCUAAAAAGCAGGUUACUGAACUGCACUAUUUGUAAAAUGUAUCAUACCCUCUAUUUUAUAUUUGUCUCUGGAAGGAUGUACGGCAAAAUGUUCAUAGUGAUUGUUUCUGGUGAAAUUUGGGGAGAUACUGACCUUCGUCUUUUAAAAAAAAUAUUUAUUUAUUUUGAGAGCGAGGGAAAGCGUGAGUGCGGAAGGGGCAGAGAGAGAGGGAGAGAGACAGAAUCCCAAGCAUCGACGUGGGGCUCGAUCUCAUGACUGCGAGAUCAUGACCUGAGCCGAUACCAAGAGUCAGACGCUUAACCGGCUGAGCCACCCACACGCCCCUGAUCUUAGUCUUUUUUUAAGUUAAAUAUUUAUAUUUUUUAUUUUUAAUUAUGGUAAAAUAUACAUAAUAUAAAAUCUAUCCCUUUUAUCCCUUGUAAGUGUACAGUUCAGGGGCUGUCUAGUCCAUUGGGUUCACUGUAACGUGAUAUCACCGACUGAGUGACCUAAAAACUACAGAAAUGUGUUUCUCAUGAUUCUGGAGGCUGGAAGUCCAAGGUCAGGGUGUCACCAUGGGCGGCUGAGAGCCUUUUCCAGGUCUCUGACUUUGCAUUAUACCUUCACAUGGCAGAAAGGAUGGGGGGGCUCCAUGAGAUCUCUUUUAUGGGGGUGCCAAUCCCAUUCAUGAGGGUGGAGUCACCCCUAUGAAUCAUACCCAAAGGCCCCAUUUCCUCAUCCCAUCACGUGUUUUUUUUUUUAAGUUUUUUAAAAAAUGUCUAUUUAUUUUUGAGAGAGACAGAGACAGAGCAUGAGUGGGGGAGGGGCAGAGAGAGAGAGGGAGAUACAGACUUUGAAGCAGGUUCCAGGCUUUGAGCUGUCAGCACAGAGUCCAACGCGGGGCUCAAACUCACGGGCCGGACGGUGCAAUCAUGACCUGAGCUGGAGUCGGACGUUUAACCGACUGAGCCACCCAGGCGCCCCAUAUACCAUCACAUUUUGGGUUAGGAUUUCAACAUAUGAAUGUGGAGGGACACAAACAUUCAGACAACAGCAGUGACAUUAAGUGCAUUCCCACUGUUAUCCAACCAUCACCAGUAUCCAUUUCCAGGACUUUUCCAUCAUCCCACACAAAGACUCUACCCAUUGAACAUUAGCUUCCCACUCCUUACCCUCAAGCCUCCCACAGCCCCUAUUCCACUUACAGUCUUGGGGUUCACUGUGCCUUGAACGUAAGAGCUGUCCUGUAGUGAGUGAGGUCCAAACCAGGUAGAGGUGAGUUGUUGAGGCCAUCUUCCUUGAAGAUUGAGAAUGAGAUCCUCCACAUUUCAGUUUCAAGCAUCCUUUGUGUGUUCCGGGCUCUGAGGCUCAACUUGACCCGCUCAAUGCCCACCAUGGUGGCUGUGGUUAUGGCUGCUGAAUGUUCUGUCAUAGGCAGGGUGACCUGCCUGGCAUGCAGGGAGGACUUUAGUUGGUGGGGGUCCAUGAGGCCCCAAGUGCUCUGGAGACAUGGGUGGUAGCCUUAGAUAGUCGAUGCCCUCUUCCUAAAGCUCCAUACGGGAUCUUACAGCUGGUCAUACAGACAUUUGGGAUAAGGAUUACUUUCUUAUGCCUGUGACAAGAUAAUCAGGCACAUGGUAUAGUGGGGUGGGGAACAGGGAGAUGGUGUGUAUGCUUCAGCUUCAGGUUGAGUCUGAGGUAAGAGGGGGUCGGGAAGCUUCAGGACCCAGAAUUGGGAAACCAGGUCACGUGUUCAGGCGUCACGGGAGUGGAUCACCUGGCUUUUCUCUGGAACACCUUGUUCUGUGGGAAAAGCUUGAACUUUCUUGGUAAGUGAGCUCCCGGAAGGGCCUGUCAGGCUCUCCAGGGGGUCAGCCAUAGGAUGUAGGUCUGGGAAGGACAGACUUGCCCACUGGACUCUGGAAGUUUCUUUACCUGGCCCUGUCUGUUUCCUCUCUGCCCCGUGGGAGGCUGCUCUUUUAAUCCUAGACAGUCGGGGAAGUGUAAAGAUUUUACAGAGAUGGCCUUUGAAGCCCAUGUUGAGGAGAAGUCCUGUUUUUCACGCUGUUGAUUUUUCUUUAGGGUCAUUUGGCUGGUUGUAGGGCAGGCAGAAGAGGGUGUGAAUGUGGUUUUGUGGAAAACUUCCCCUCAGCCUCCUGGAAAUGUUCUGGAAACCCCCAGAUGAGCCAUCUCUCCUGGUAGUAGGACGGGUCUGAGAUCUGCUGCGUGAGAGUGAAUUUUUCCACACGCACAGGGGGUUAAGGGGGUUAAAGGAAGGUGGAUGUAAGAUGCCCCACCAUGGCUGCCCCCAGAGAGGGCCCAGCACACAUUGGAUUCUUCCUUUGCUUUCUGUUCCUUACUGCUUCUGAAGUGCAAGGAACCUGCCCAACUUGGGGGGUGGGUGGGGUGAAGGAGGCCCACCCUCCUGGCUCUUGGGUUUCCAAUCCUGGCCCUGGGUAGCCAGGAGCAGAAACCCCAAGAUCUCUGCACACAAAACUCAGAAUCUUAGCCUAGAGCACCAAAAAAGGAAAAACUGCUGGGGUUCCCUGAGGAAGGGGAAGUGAGGUCAGAGAUGGGUCUCAGAGAAAUCACUCAGUAAACAGGAAGAGUGGCCAGAAAGAAACCUGUGCUUGUCAGAAACAGGGAACCGAAGGCAGCCCCUCCUCACCUGCCCAGAUCGGUCAGCACGUCCCCGCAGAGCCCAGAUGCUAACCACAGAUAGCGAGUGGGGGCCCCAAGGGCAAGGACUCAUCCAGACCUUGGGCCCUCCCUGUGGGUUGGGGCUCCACUUAAACCCCAUCAUUAUUGGGCUGGAGGAAAGCCUAAUUCACCCUUCCCGAGGUACAACAUUAAGCUACCCUAUAAAAUAGCUCUUGGUUCUGAGAGAUGCAGGUCAAGAAAUGCUGUCUUAUUUGCCUGGUUAGGGCCAGUGUUUCCUCCACCAACUUCCCGUUCUUUUCCUCAGGCCAAGUCAGCCAUAGAGAGUUUCCCAAGUUGUUGGAGUUUAGCCCCUGCAGGGGGUGAUCUUGGUGAGGCCCUUCUGGUUAAAGAUGACAAAGGUGCUGCUUUAGGGAGGUGGAUGUAACCAGGCCCUUCCUCGGCAGGUCUGUCAGAUUGGAGGGUUAGAUUUCUAAGUCUUUAGUUUCUCUGAGCCAGAGUCUAAAUUCUACACACACGCAUGCGUGCGUUUUUUUACUUCCUUAAUGCCUUUUUUUUCCGUCCUGCUCCAACACCCUGGUUCUCUGAUGGGAGCCUAAGGGCCUUUGGAUUUCCUCCUAAACAUCCAUCCAGAAGGUCAAAAGCUCGUGGACGCCGGUGGGACUUUCCUAUAAACAAGUAGUUGCUCAUCCGGGCCUGCGAGGUGAUUGUUUGGGUCUCCCCUUCUGAUGACAAGGGAAAGGAAGAAUGGAUUACAGUCACGAAACCUCCCUAGUCCCGUGUGGACAAGAUAAAUACAUCUCCAAGAACGAACUUCUCCUGCAUCUGAAGACCUACAAUUUGUACUAUGAAGGCCAGAAUUUGCAGCUGCGGCACCGUGAGGAGGAAGAUGAGUUCAUCGUGGAGGGGCUGCUGAACAUCUCCUGGGGGCUGCGCCGGCCCAUCCGCCUGCAGAUGCAAGAUGACAAUGAACGCAUUCGCCCCCCGCCAUCCUCUUCCUCCUGGCACUCUGGCUGUAACUUGGGGGCUCAGGGCACCAUCCUGAAGCCCCUCACCGUGCCCAACAUUCAGAUCUCAGAAGUGGAUGCCCCACCCGAGAGUGAACAGACAUCGAGUCCCACAGACUCCAGGGGCCUGAAGACCCUGCAGGAAGACACCCCACAGCUGAUGCGCACGCGCAGUGACGUUGGGGUGCGUCGCCGUGGCAAUGUGAGGACACCCAGUGACCAGAGGCGAAUCAGACGCCACCGAUUCUCCAUCAAUGGCCAUUUCUACAACCACAAGACGUCAGUGUUCACGCCGGCCUAUGGUUCUGUCACCAACGUCCGCAUCAACAGCACCAUGACCACCCCACAGGUCCUGAAGUUGCUGCUUAACAAAUUUAAGAUCGAGAAUUCUGCAGAAGAGUUUGCUUUGUAUGUGGUCCAUACCAGCGGUGAGAAACAGAAGCUCAAGAACACUGAUUACCCGCUGGUAGCUCGAAUCCUCCAGGGCCCGUGUGAGCAGGUCUCCAAAGUGUUUCUUAUGGAGAAGGACCAGGUGGAGGAAGUCACCUAUGAUGUGGCCCAGUACAUAAAGUUCGAGAUGCCUGUCCUUAAAAGCUUCAUUCAGAAGCUCCAAGAGGAAGAAGACCGGGAAGUCAAGAAGCUGAUACGCAAGUACACCGUGCUCCGGCUAAUGAUCCGGCAGAGGCUGGAAGAGAUGGCUGAGACCCCAGCAACAAUCUGAGCCACAAGAGGGAGGGGAUCCAGAUGCCACAGGGGCCGCCGCUGACAUGAGAAGACGCACAGGAAGCUGGGUACCUUCCUUCCGUGGAAACCUUUAGAUGCAGACCUCUCCAGCUCCCACCAAGCCACCAUUUGCUGCCCGGAGCAGGAUGGAGAAGCCAGCAGACAACUCCCCAUCCCUGGAACCCUGUGCUCCACUCCUUUCUUUCACUCACAAGGACUUUUGAUUUUGUUAUAAGGACCCAAAAUGUGUGUGUGGGCGUGUGUCCACACAUGAGCGCGUGCAUGCACUGUAAGUGUGUGUAUCCACGUGCCUACCUGACAUUCACAUGCCAUUGAAUUCCAAACAACCAGCACAAGUGCCACGGGGCUUGCAGGUAGGCUGGCCGAGACGGGGAAAAUCAGACGAGUCACCAAUCCGAGGGGUUUAAGUCGGAGGGAAGAUUUCUCUCCUCCAGUGCCAGGGAGCAAGCCACACAUGUUUAGAAGGGAGGGGACUCAGCCAGCGCACCAUUUGGGAUAUUUAUAUGUUAGUAGAGAUUCUCCCUGUACACGUAACAGGAUUGGGGAUUGGAACUUAACAAAAUAACAGCCCCACGCCCCUGGGGGAGGUGCGAUGGAAAGAGAAAGAUAAACCGUCCUUGGGGUAGCUGCAGUAGGCCCACACGUUUUUACACUGGAAACUUGGAUUGUUUUAAAUAACAAAGACAUAUGUGAUGAUCUGCGCGGAUUCUGCCUCUGUCCUCGCCUCCACGGCCACGUCUAGGAGACAGGAGAGGAGCCUGAUGCGCUAAGCAUGCCAGGCUGCCGGCCCCAACUCUUUGGUGCCUCCGUGAGUUCAAGGAAGGGUCUCACCGGUUUGUACGUGGCAGGCUGGCUAGUGUGGCCGGGGCCUGGCCUCGUUCUGGGGUGGUGGCCAGAGAGUUUCCCUCUUUAGGGAAGUGUAGAGGCUCCUUGCAGAAAUGACAGGCCUGUGAGCCCGGCCCGUUUCAUACCACCAGGGGAGAUUCCUGCACUUGAUACUGAAGCCAUGUGUUUGAAGUCAAGGCUUCAGUCUUUCCAACCACUGGAUUCUUGCAAGUGGCCCUCACCUCGUGUGUGGACAUGGUCUUCCCAAGAGUGAGGAGGCUGCUAUUGACCGAGGUGGGGCCCAGGUUGGGCUGCACAGGGAGGGUGGAGCUUCUCUUUCGGCCUCUCUGAGCAGCCACCUGGGUGUUUCUUUAGAGCAGACCCCAGUGCAGGGAAAGGGCAGGACAGUCUGUCCCCGUGGGGUCCCCAUCAGGAAGACUUCCGGGCAGCUGGGCAACAGUAUGGCUGACACAGUUUGAAGAGGGACAGAUAGAUGCAUGGGGGCAGGGUGCCUGGCUGGGAGAUCAACCAAGCAAGGCCAGGAGCUUCUGACAUCAGGGGUCUCAGCUUUGGUGGUGGAGAGACUCCCCAUCUCUUCACCUCCCCUCCAAGGAAGGUUUGGGGAGCUGGGCGGUUGGGGGAAGGAGUGCCAGUGGUCAGCACCUGCAAGGAAGGUGGAGGUUUGCAGCAGAGCGGUUCCUGCCCCCUGCUGUCCCCUGUGGCCUCCGUGGCCUCUGUAGGUGGCUCACAGCUGUGGUCUCAUUGUUGAUUUUCAAAAAGAUGGCACGCUGCCACCUGGCGUGUUGCCGGGGGUCUCUUAGCAAGGUGACCUCCUCCUUGGGGACAGCGCCACCAGCCCUGUGGGGUGUGGACUGGAAAUCCGGCGACCUUAGCCUCAAUCAGACAUCUCCGUGGGCCUCUGCUAAAUGCACAGAAAACCCCAGGGGCGGGAGAGGCUUCCUUUGUUACAUACAGAUGGGCGAGAGCGGGUUUGUGAAUGCAAACACACUUCCUGAGUCCUGCCUUUGAGAAAAUGACUUAAACUUCUCUUCCAGUUCUUUUUAUUUUGAAUGUUCACAGCCUUUGUCGGCCCCAGUAAUUCUCCUUGGUGCACGACGCAGAAAAACCCCCACAAAGCAAACUACUAACCACUAACUUUUGUUGGACAGCUAUUUCUGGUCCAUAAGAGUUCUCUUUGAUUUGUACUAGCACUACGAUAGUUUAAAUAUGGCCGUGUUGCAAAACGUCAGGUUUGCCGGAUCCCUUGCCGAGAAAGUGAUGCUAAGGUAGACCUGGCUUUUUAAAGAUGGGGGGCGGGAGGGAUUCAGGGUGCAAGUCAGGGGAAAUCGCAUAUUACAGGAUACAUUCCACGUAAUGUGCGCCGUACCUUGUGGCAUUUUGGCCCACCCUGUUUGGAGAUCAUUUCUUACUUCCUAACAACCCGAUCAGGAAUUUUGGAAAGGGCCUUUGAAAUAACAGCGGCUGAAACAGAGACACUUCACCGCAGUGUGGAGCCGGAUUUUCUCACUGGUAUCACAUGGCCUGGCGGCUUUGAAUUCCUGUACCGAUUUGUAGGGGGUUAUGUAAUUGUGUGCAAUGAACCUGAAAUCGUGUGAGGAACAAAAGGCCAAUUUAUAGGUUUUUCCCCCUAACUUGUGAAAAGCAGUAGAGCCACAUCUGGCUUUCUUUUUCUAGGGGUUUAUGUUACAAGGUGAUCAAAUGAAGGAAAAGCCUGAGUCCAUCUGGCUGGGGAGGGGGUCCGCUCCCCUAGGUGAUGGUGAGAUUAAGCACAAGGUCACGUUCUCGGUGAUCACAUGAGUGGACAGGUGAUGAGUUACAUGGGGGUGGGGGGAUACCUUGGGGAGAGACUGAGAAGCACAGAUAGCAGGCUUGGCUUGCCUGUAUGUGCUGGUGAGGAGUGUGCACCAGGCUGUUGGACUUGGAUUCUAAGCGAGGUUGAGGAGGGAGGAGCUCAGAUUAGCCACCCACCUUCGAGAAAAAUGCGGGGACUGGGGUUUUGGUCUGAGACUUCAAGGAGAAAUAUUUGCACCCUUCCCUCCUCCCUACGGAAAGAAAACAAUAAUCCUCUCUCCUGGAGAUCCCCAGAUGAAGACAUUUUAUCAUCACUGUAGCUUAGACUUUGAAAUAAAAUGACACACACGCAGAUCUGUUCUCAGAUGCAAAACUUCUUGGCACGAAUUCUUUUCUGCAGAGUUGGGUGGUUAUUUCAGAAUGUCAGAAGGAAGAGGAGCAACGGAUCCCAGAAGCGCAAGAAACUCUUCAGAGAGGCUCUGUUAAAAAAAAAUAAAAAAUGCAAAGCUCCUUAUUAACAUGGAGAAAUAUGGUGCCCUGGAUACAUCGCCAAGAGAGAAAUUUCUGUACGAACAAGGGAAUUUCAGGGCCUCGUGGCCAAACCGUGAUGUGGGGACCGAGACAGCAAGCAGAGCAAGUCUCCCGCGUCCCCCAUGCCGCAACCCACGUUUUUGAGUUGCUGCUCAAGUUGUACACAAAUUCCUGCCUGAGUCAGGAGAUGAGCAGUGGUCUCCGAGAGGGGGAGAGAGAAAAAUGAAUGUAGCGACCCGCCUUUCAGACGGGACUGAAAGCGGUGACCCCAUCGCGGGAGGUUACAGUGCCCCCUGCAUUUUACCCAAGCACAAGAUGUGGACAGGCGGUGAAGGGAGAGCCUCAGUUUACCCCUGGAGUCUUCCCAGCCGAUCGCAGACCUGCUUCCCCGGCCGAUGGUUUCUGGUGUGUUACUACUGUUAGCGUCCUUGAGGGUUUCCCCACUUGUUUUAGCUUUGUGACGUAUCCUUUUCUUAAUCAUAAUUUGCUCUCUGCAAUGGUACAUGACCAGGUUCACGGUUGGGUUCUGAACUUACAAACGGAUGCAUCUAGGGAUCGUGUUGUAAUUUGACAAGGCCUCAGUAGGGGCGACGCGUUUCUGUAACAUUUUGAUAUGUUUCCAUGCACCAACGUAGAUCUUGUUGAAAUAAAGCACUUUUCAAAGAGAA